Molecule: messenger RNA, 3355 nt
Organism: Cuculus canorus (common cuckoo)
Lineage: Eukaryota; Metazoa; Chordata; Aves; Cuculiformes; Cuculidae
Gene: FAM110A
Product: family with sequence similarity 110 member A
Exons: 3
Coding region: 1362-2657 (431 amino acids)
Source: RefSeq, a predicted model, not a curated record
UGCGGAGGUGGUGCUGGUUCCAUGCCAUUGGUGUGGGAAUGGGUCGCCCAGUGACCGGGGAGGAAAAGCACACACUUCCCAGCAUGGGUGUCUGGAGUAGCUGCUUCCAGUCUGGAGGUGAUCCGGUAUGCCAAAGAGAUCCCGGCUGGGCUGCCCACACCAGGAGGGAGAGGAGCCAGGGCUGUGGCCGGGCAUUGCCCACCAUGAGCGGGGCUGUCAGCCCUGGCACCCACAUCCUUGUGCUCCAGCUGGGCUUAGGGCACAGGAUAACGUCUCUGAGUCUGGGGGGCUGUUUGGAGGGUGGUUCUGCUCAGCUCAGCGCAGUGCAGCGUGGCUUGGUGCAGCCACACCAGGGCAGGCACCUCGGCACUGCAGGAAUGCAGAGAAGCAGGUUGUGCCUGGACACGUUGUCCUUGCCAGCCUGACAGAGGAGGGCAGCCCAAGCUGGACAUGGGUGGCUGUGCUGGGGGAGCCUGCAUCCUCAUCAAUGCACCCCAAGAGUGUGUAUUGGCCUUGGGUCUGAGCCUCUGGCACCGACCUGAGCUCUAAUGCCCAACACAGGGACUCAUCCCUGCUUUGUUUGGGGAACAUUUUGCACCCCUGAGCCAACCUGAGGAGCCCUCCUUGAGCUGGGCACAGGGUGCAAGGGCAGCAGGGGCAGCCAUUGGGCUGUAGGCAGCGCUGGAAGCGAGGGCUUCUGCUGCAUGGGCAUCCAACUGCCUGCUGGCACCCUCCACCACCCCGGCGAGUGCCUGGUGCUGGGUGAGCAAGGGUCUUGCCCAGGUGCCCACAGUGUCUGGGCUGCAGACACUGCUUGUGCAUUUGUGCAGCACCGAGAACAACCCAGCCCCUCUUUCUGUGGGGGGCUACGAGCACAGCUCUGGCUGGGGGCCCUAGCUUGCCCUGUCCUUGCCCAGCGAGAACACUGCCACCCUGCACUGCUGGCACUGUCCCCAGGCUCUCUGCAGAGAGCUGUAGGAAGCCACCCCCAGGGAGCAGGGCAGGGGGGGCUCUGGUGGCACUGGGACCGUCCACAGCUGUCCCCACGCAUCGCCAGCCCUCUGUAGACCCUUUCCAGGUCAGAAGGCAGCAUGUCCCCCUAGGCAGGGCACAGGGACAGCCAGCCUCCCCCAGGCUGCUCGCCCGUCACAGCGCAUCAGGCGGAUGUGCUGUGUGCCAGGGCAGCUGCUGAGUGGGAGGGGUACAGAAUGCGGGGCCUGGGGUCCCCACGCCGGCACACGCAGGACUGCUGAUGUUGCAGCCCAGGCUCAGCAUGGCCACGCGCGGUGCUGUGGGUGACGCUGGGACGGGCCGUGGGUUGCACCCAGGAAGUCAGGCAGGCAAGUGAGCAGCUGACGGUGAUGGCAGCCUGGUCGGGGCUGCUGUGGGAAGGAGCAGAGCUGCAGCACCCUGGCCUCCACCGUGCUCUUUCCUGCACUGGUUCAAGGGUGGGAGUGGGAAGCUGUGGAGCAGCCCCGGAACAGCCCCGGAGCCUGCGAGGGGCUGAGUACCGAGGGAGCGGCAGGGAGCAGAGCCCCCGAUCACCCACCUUGGUGGAGCGAUGGCCAACAGCGUGUGAGCCCCUCGCUGCCCGUGGCGGCCACCCGCCCUGUGCCCUGGCGCAGAGGAUGCCUGUCGAGGCGCUGCAAGCUGGCGAUGCCAUGAAGGGGGUGACGGCGCCCUUCACCUCGGCCAUGCCCAUCCGCAUACUCCGCAAGGGUCCUGCCUAUUUCCGCCGUCGAGCCGAGCCAGGCACCACCAAGCCCAGCGCUGUGGAACGGCUGGAGGCCGACAAGGCCAAGUACGUGAAGAGUCAACGGGUUGCCAGCACCAAGCAAGAGCCGGUGAAGCCGCCGCUGCUCAGGCAGCCCCUCUUCACCCCAGGGGUGCGCCGGACUCCUCUCACCCCGAGCCGCAGGGGGCUGCGCCACGCUGAGACCGGCAGCUCGAAGACCUCGCUCGACCUGGAGAUCCUCAACAACCUCAUCAACCUCUGCGACAGCCCAUUCCCCAAGGCGGAGAGCCCGCUGGGCCGGGAGUGCAAGUGGAGGGUGGAGACGCCGACAGUGCUGGGUGGCAGGGCGGAGGGUGCUGGCAAGCUGCCGGAGAGCCCCGCCACAGCCAAGCCGCCGGAGAAUCUCAGCGCGAUCAAACCCCCCGGCAGUGUGGCUGUACGGAGGGUGGAUGUCCAUCCCUGCGGGACUCCACGGGGCCAGGCAACGCCAGUGCCCGCAUCCCCCAUGCUGGGCAGGCUGCCCACUGCCCCGGCACGGAGCUCACCUGCCCGCCCCGAGAGUGCCCGCCGGCAACCCCUGCUGCACCGCUCCAAGUCAGACCUGAGCGACCGGCUCUCGCGGGCCACCGCCGACCUGGAGCGCUUCUUCAACUACUGUGGCCUUGACCCAGAGGAGGUGCAGGACAUGGGCGCCGAGCGCUUCGCCCGCGCCAGCUCCGACAUCGUGUCCCUCAAGUUUCACAGCGUGAGCACAGCCAGCUCGGAGGGUGGCCACUCACCACCCAGCACUGCCACGCCGGAGGGGCGGCCGGCUGAGCGUGUCCCCUACGGCAUCUCCAUCAUCGAGCGCAAUGCCCGCGUCAUCAAGUGGCUCUACGGGCUGCGCCAGGCCAGGGAGCCUCAGCAGGUCUCCAACGUGUAGCACUGGCGGUGCUGGACACUGGGGACCAGUUGUGAGCAGGCGAUGCUGGACUGGGGGCAACCGCUGGCCCAGUCUGUGGAGUCACAGAAGCACUGGGAGAGCCCUGGUGUGGCUGGACAUCCUUUCUGCUGGUUCUGGCUCUGUCAGACCCCGUGCUGGCACUGGAGAGCCAGGUGCCUGUGAGCCUGCAGGAGGACAGAGGACAUGUGUCCCCUUCUUGGUCCCCAGUGCCCUCUCCUUACCUCUACCUGUGAGAGCCUGUGUGUGGUCGACCUGCUGGAAGCUCCUGCUUCAUGACAGCACCCAUGAAUGGGGGACAAGGGGCCGGAUUCCCCCCCACCCAGAGCAAGGACACAGCCCCAGGGAAGGACUUCCCCUUGUGAUGGGGCCACACUGCUCAGGGUGGGCAUCGUGUCCUGGUGGUCCCUGUCUUAACGCUGAUGAUCUGGGAGAAGCUGGGUGCUUCACAGCAGGGGCAAAAAUGACUCCCUGCUUCGAGCAGCCCAGGGCUGGGUGUGUGUGGGUGUCUGUGAGCGCCUGUGUGCCCUCCUGGAUGCCAGCAGGCGCACAGCCUCGGCACUCUGGGCUCUGGUAUUUAUGAAGACUAUGGUUGUUGGUCUUUUCCUCAUUUCUACUGUUUUUCUUGAUGUUUGAUAUGUAAAUAACGAUAACCCAGCGGGUUUUAUUAAAUCUUUGUG